Medioppia subpectinata is the source of this 534-nucleotide messenger RNA. Lineage: Eukaryota; Metazoa; Arthropoda; Arachnida; Sarcoptiformes; Oppiidae. The record is from the annotation of a GenBank genome assembly.
CUGUUCAGUGCUGUUCAGUGCUAUUCAACGGCUAUAUUGUGUACGGCUUUGAAAAGUGUGCACCACUUGUGCCGCCGGUUCUGUAUUGUUAGGCAUUGUUUCAAUGGUUCGCGCAAUAAGUGUUGGCAAUUGUUGAGGGAUACGCCACCAGAGAGUGGUUGUGAAGGCUGUGAUUGGCUGUGCAUUAGUGGCGCUCAACACAAACACAGUGUUAUGCGUGAAAAUGAGCGCCAAUACAGCGAUGGGGUGACAGUCACUACUGGGAGCGGCUGUUGCGCCAAACAGCGAGCACUCCCUCCGAGUGUUGAGUUUUACGCGCUUUUGGCGAUUGCCGGCGGAAAAGCGGGAAAAGAUUCGGGAAAAGCGAAGGCAAAGGCCGUGAGCCGAUCGGCCAGAGCUGGACUUCAGUUCCCAGUCGGACGUAUUCACCGUCAUCUGAAGAAUCGGACGACAUCUCACGGUCGUGUGGGCGCCACCGCUUUUAAAACAAAUAUUUUUAACUACCUUCAAAUUGACUUCUGUUUGCCGAAAGUA